Molecule: messenger RNA, 897 nt
Organism: Rosa rugosa (rugosa rose)
Lineage: Eukaryota; Viridiplantae; Streptophyta; Magnoliopsida; Rosales; Rosaceae
Product: protein FAR1-RELATED SEQUENCE 5-like
Exons: 1
Coding region: 1-897 (298 amino acids)
Biological process (GO): regulation of DNA-templated transcription
Molecular function (GO): zinc ion binding
Source: RefSeq, a predicted model, not a curated record
AUGGGAAAUCAACCACCAAAGAUCAUUUAUACUGAUCAAUGUCAAGCAAUGGCAAAUGACAUUAGAGAUGUUUUUCCUGAUACUUGUCACCGUUUAUGCUUGUGGUAUAUAUCGUUGAAUGCAACAAGACAUAUAGCAAGCUACUUAAGAAUCCCUGACUUCAAGAAGAUGUUCAAUAAGUGUCUUUAUGGUUAUGAGACAGUUGCAGAAUUUCAAUCUACAUUGGAUGAGUUACUUGUGACAUUUAAUGUUACAGAGAAUGAAUGGUUUAAGAGACUAUAUACAUUACGGAAAAAAUGGUGUGCAACCUUCAGCUUACACACCUUUUCUGCUAGAAUUCAAGUUUCACAAAGAAGUGAGAGCACAAAUAAUGUGUUUCAUCAUAUAUCUGCUGCAAAAAUGAGGCUUAUUGAAUUUGUUCAUCAUUAUGAUAAGCAAGUAGAAUUGACACGCUUAAGUGAAUUAGAAGAGACUUUUCAUUGCACAAAUGACGUACCUUCUACUGCUAAGAGGAGUACUAAACUACUAUAUCAUGCUGGUAAAGUUUAUACAAGAAAAAUUUAUAAUUUAUUUGGGACUGAGCUUACCGCUAGCAUGACAUUCAAGAUGGAUGAAGUUGAUACUAAUGAAACUGUACAUACUUUUGAAUUGAGUCAGGAGGGUUGCAAUAGAAUUUCUGUUGUGAAGCUGAACUCUUCAGAUGACACAAUCACAUGUAGCUGCAAGAUGUUUGAAUCUAUGGGAUUGUUGUGUCGUCAUGCUCUAAGAGUAUUGAAUGUGAGGAAUUUUACUAAGAUACCACCGCAAUAUAUACUGAAGCGUUGGAAAAAGGAUGCAAAAUCUAGAAUUGGGGCACAAGAACAUGAAACAUUAUUACAACAAAAGAAUAAACCAUAA